This is a messenger RNA of Diatraea saccharalis (sugarcane borer), 1549 nucleotides long. NCBI's taxonomy places the organism in Eukaryota, Metazoa, Arthropoda, Insecta, Lepidoptera, Crambidae. The record is from the annotation of a GenBank genome assembly.
AUGGUGAUUAUUUGUUUACAAAUCUAUUUCACGCAAUUGUUAUUUCCAAAUUUUAUUAAAAACCAUUAUAUUUGAAAAUAGUUGGACUGUGCAUAUAUAAGAUAUUAAUUUAAAUUUAUACAAAAAUAUUAAAACAAACAAUAUUUUUAUAUCCAUAACUACUAAUAAAAUAAAGUUUAAAACAUCAAUACUUGCAAUGAAAAAUGGAACAUUUUUUUAGUAGGGAUUGAAUCAAUAAAAUGGUUUUAAUAAAAUUAUGUAUUUAAUAAUAAUUUUUUUUUUUGAUUAUUGUUGUCGUGACUAUUAAACUUAACUGUAAUAAAAUUUUAUUCAUGUUGAUGAAUGUGCGUUUUUCUUAAAUCCAAAUUUUUACAUUGACCUCGAAAUCGAUUAUCAUUAUUAGAAAUUAAUUCCAUAAUGUCAAAUUUUUGUAUAUUUUAUUUUUAAUACUAUAUCACUAAAAACUUCAAAUCCCAAACGUACCACAGUACCCAUGUUAUGUGAAAAAGACUAUACAAUUUUAAGUAAUUUUCGAAGUCAUAGAACUGGCAACUUUUCUUGUUCGUUUUAUUUUUUGUAUGCUACCAACCAACCAAUCUUAAUUUGCUACCAACAUUAAGAUUCAUUUCAUUGGAAUCUCCGAUUAGCAGUGUGUUGUGUUUGUGUUGUUUCACUGUUCGUUCAUUUUCAUGCAAUAGUGUAGGCAAAUCAGUUACAGUGUCUUAUUGUGUUAUCGUAAUGUGAUCUUUUGUUGUUUUUUAAUAUUACAGUGUUACCGUGCCGAUUUUCGUCUGUGAUAAAAUGACUUAAAUUUGUUACGAUGUUUUAGUGGUCAUAGUAAUUGUGUAAAAUGGGUUUGAUAACGUCAAGGGAGCAAACAAUGCUGGACGGCCCGGUUGCGUCGACGAAGUCCAAUCAUGUACGGCAGCCGUCCACAAGGAAUCGGACUAAACCUCCUAUGCCUGAUCGGGAUGAGCUCGAAAGUAGAUUCAUCAAAGUUUUGACGUCUAUGGAUCUGCCCCCGGAUAAGGUGAAGCUACUACGCAAUUAUGACCUGGAGAAGAAGUGGGAGAUCAUCUGCGACCAGGACAUGGUGCAGGCGAAGGACUCACCCACACACUACCUCAACAAACUACGCACAUACCUCGACCCCAAAGCUUCCAGGAGUCAUAGGAAAAGAAAAAUGGUUGGCGAUUCAACGUCGACGCAAGUUCUUAGGGAUCUGGAAAUAUCGUUACGGACGAAUCACAUCGAAUGGGUCCGAGAGUUCCUGAACGAACAGAAUCAGGGUUUGGACGUGCUCAUCGACUACCUGAGCUUCAGGCUGAGCAUGAUGAGGCAUGAGCAGCGGAUAGCCCUCGCCAGAAGCCAAUCGAGUGACGGCAUCAAUCAAGGUAGGUAACAAGAAUUUUUGGGUGUACCUUCGUUGUCUCAGAUGCUUCAUAAUACGGAAAACUUAGCUGGAAUCUGAACUAUAUGUGUGUGAUGUUGUUUAAUCAUCAUCAUGAUCAGUCCUUUUACGUCCCCAGUGCAGGGGUUUCAGGCCUUU